Lymnaea stagnalis (great pond snail) is the source of this 11687-nucleotide messenger RNA. The record is from the annotation of a GenBank genome assembly. Lineage: Eukaryota; Metazoa; Mollusca; Gastropoda; Lymnaeidae.
AAAAUUGUGUUUGUUCUGACUGUCAACGGCCGUGCCAUGCGUCAGGUGACCAGACUCCUGAGGUUGAUCUACAGCCCAGAUCACUAUUACUACAUCCAUGUUGACAAGGUAUAUGCUGCCAUUGGCUGUGAUUAGAUAGCAAACACUUCAUCUUACUCAUUGAUAUAUAAACGGAUAGGCUCGUCCAUAAUACCAGUAACCAGUCUUACUCCAACCAUCUUAAUGUAACACCAUGGGAUACAUUUAUAUAUAUAUAUGCAGCAUUAAAAUAGGAUUGGGACUUAAACAUUUGAUUAAACAUAAUCCUCUCAGUUUAUUUGGUAAAAAUUCUUUUGAUCAAAUUUUACAGUUUAUGUAUGUUUUUCUUUAAUUUUUUUCUAUUAUCAAUAGAUUAAUACUUGACCAAGAAAAUUUUGAACAAUUGUCGACAUUAUUUGUUGCUAUGGUUAUCAUUGCGUCUUUAUGUAUUUUAACAUAAAAUAUUUAAGUGCAUUGUGACUUUUAAAAAGUCGGGUUCCUCCCUCAUGCUUAACACUGAAUACCACCACCACAAACUGGAGGAGACAUUCUCAACAUUGACCUCCCCUUGUAAGCCUUUUACCACUACUUUUAUCAUUGCAGCGACAAGAAUUUUUGUUCAGAGAAUUACUCCCCUUGCAACAUCGCCUGGCCAACGUGUUCCUGACAAACCAGAGAUUUUCAACAAUAUGGGGAGGUGCCAGUUUGCUGCAGGCCCAUUUGAGCUUUCUCAGGGAGCUGUUUGAAGACAAACCAGACUGGAAGUGGGACUACUACAUCAAUCUGAGUGAGAGUGAUUACCCUGUCAAGUAAGGGGCAUCUCGCUGUGGUCUCUUGAAAAUUUUUUAUUCACAGUGGUUCUCAGAAUAGUCUGAUGUAGUGAGAUUACUGUAUAAAUCUCAGUGGGAGUGAUUACCCUGUUAAGGCAUCUCUUUGUGGUCUGCUGUAUUCUUAAACACUUUUCAUUCACAGUGGUUCUCAGAAAAGUUUUAGGUAGUAGAAUAGGCUUGGACUAUACCAGCGUUUCCCAUGACAGCAAAAAUACAGGAUCACAAAACUGGAAAGACUAGCUAGCGUUACAUUGAUUUUAAUGGAGAGAGUUGAAACCUCAUUGUCUUUCAUCUGAAAGUUAAUCAUUCAUUUCCACCUGAUUAUUCCUUUCAAUGUUGCCAAUUUCUUGUUCAUGUUGUUCCAUGCAGUAAAAUGAAGGUCAAACUUAUUUCUCAGGUGUACUGUGCUAUGGCAGUGGCUGUCCAAUUUCAUAGCUGUGAAAUGCCAGGCCUCAACUUAGUCUCAUUAGCCUACUUGUUGUCUCCUUUUAAACAUUAUUUAUUUCAUGUUACAACAAUUUUUUUGACUAAACAUAGAAAAUGUAAGCUUUGAUUAAAACUGUUUAUUUUACAAUUAAACCUUUGAAUUUUGAAAUAUAUUCAGCUAUUAAAAUGUCAAGUAAAUUAAAUCAUCUUUAUUUUUUUUUAUUAGACCUAUUUCAGACUUGGUGGAAUACCUAACAGCAUACAAGGGUCUCAACUUUCUACGCUCGUUUGGUAAAAAUGUACCAAGGUAAAAGAAAAGGUGGUUUUAAAAAUACAUGCACAAAUGCCUAAUCAAUUCUCAAUUUAAGUGACGCAUUUAACAAAGUGGUUUUUUCUUUGAUUAAAAAACCUGUCCAAUACUAAAACAUGUAUCCCAUUUCCUCUGGAUAAAUUUCUUUGAAGGAUUUUAGUGUCCCAAAAAAUGUUUUUUCACAUUUUUUAGUUCUGAAACAUUUAUUUUAUUACUCAAAAAAAGGAAAAUCCUCAAAAGUCUUACUCUCUUUUAAGGGAAAAAAGAAAUUUAGAAGAAAAAAACAGACAGAAUUUCAUUGUUUUUUAUGUUAAUAAUUCUAUUUCAUAUUAUUCUGUCAAAGAAAUAAAAAAUCAUUUUUGUAAUAAAGUUCUCUUAGUUUUGUCAAGAAGUAAAAUAUAGAAACAAUCCUGCUUUUAAUUUGUGAACCUGGAUGGUAAAGUAUAACUGUACCUGUGUUUCAUCUCUUUAGAUUUAUUAAAAAGCAGGGAAUGGACCAGACUUUCCAUGAAUGCGAGGAUCACUUAUGGCGUGUGUCCCCACGAACUCUGCCCGCAGGGGUCAUCUUUGAUGGAGGCAGUGACUGGAUCGGACUGUUCAGGGAAUUUGCCCGUUACGCCCUCACCUCAAAAGACAAACUGGUGACGGGGUUGAAACAGUAUUAUAAAUAUUCCCUGCUCCCUGUUGAGGUUAGCAUUGGAAAUAUAGACAUUUUAACUAAGAGUUGAUAGAUUAAGUCUAACAUUGGAAGAAUGGUGAGGUGUGUCUAUGAACUUCAUUAUUUUGCUAAAGUUCUGAAAGAAACCAACAUCUGUAUUUAUGUAUACUAUUUAAAGUCCAUGAUAUUUACAAAACAAAUUUCUUUUUUUAAAGUGCUUCUGUUAUGCCAUCAUACUCUUUCUUAAAAAAUGUAACAGAUUUCAUAUGUUCUCUUUGACAAUUAGCUUUCAUCUUCUUAUGUAUUGCAUAUUCAAAGACAUAUGUGACAAAAUAAAUAUACUUGAAGUGCUUGAUUUGCAAUUUUUUUCUUUCAAAUUUUUUUUUUCAAUUUUAAUUAUUUUUUUAAAAUAACAGUUUAAUCUGAUAUUCAAGAAUUAUGUUUUGGCCAUUUAGUUCAGUGUUGUUAAGACCAUCUACAAUCUUGUCAUUUCAAAACAAAACACUUUUGAUCCCGCAGCAGCGAGCAUCUUAAAAUGAACUUCUUUUUUUUUCUCCUGCAGUCGUUCUUCCACAUGGUACUACAAAACAGCAUGUUCUGUACCCAGUCGGUCGACAACAAUCUUCACCUGACCAACUGGAGGAGGAAGCAAGGCUGUAAGUGUCAGUACAAACACAUCGUGGAUUGGUGUGGAUGUUCACCCAACAAUAUCAAGAUCACAGACAUGGAGAGGCUUCUGGUCAGUGCCGUGGUUACAUUUACGACAUAACUGGUUGUUACAUUUGCAGCAUAUCCUGUUGUGUUGCAUUCAUUACUUACAUUUCGUACCUACCUUCCGCGUGAUUGCUCAAAGUGUUGGGUUUCUGAAAUGCGCAGGUCAGAUCAUUAUUGGGGCUGUUUAAAUUGUUUGUUCUCCUGAUGCACCAGCGUGCUCCCCCUGAAGUCACAAAUCUUAAUGUUCUCCUGAUGCACCACUGUGCUCCCCCUGAAGUCACAAAUCUUAAUGUUCUCCUGAUGCACCAGCGUGCUCCCCCUGAAGUCACAAAUCUUAAUGUUCUCCUGAUGCACCAGUGUGCUCCCCCUGAAAUCACAAAUCUUAAUGUUCUCCUGAUGCACCAGUGUGCUCCCCCUGAAGUCACAAAUCUUAAUGUUCUCCUGAUGCACCAGCGUGCUCCCCCUGAAGUCACAAAUCUUAAUGUUCUCCUGAUGCGCCACUCUGCACCCCCUGAAGUCACAAAUUUGUUCUCCUGAUGCACCAGUGUGCUCCCCCUGAAGUCACAAAUCUUAAUGUUCUCCUGAUGCACCAGUGUGCUCCCCCUGAAGUCACAAAUCUUAAUGUUCUCCUGAUGCACCAGCGUGCUCCCCCUGAAGUCACAAAUCUUAAUGUUCUCCUGAUGCACCACUGUGCUCCCCCUGAAAUCACAAAUCUUAAUGUUCUCCUGAUGCACCACUGUGCUCCCCCUGAAGUCACAAAUCUUAAUGUUCUCCUGAUACACCAGUGUGCUCCCCCUGAAGUCACAAAUCUUAAUGUUCUCCUGAUGAACCAGUGUGCUCCCCCUGAAGUCACAAAUCUUAAUGUUCUCCUGAUGCACCUGUGUGCACCCCCUGAAGCUCCUGAUGCACCGGCGUGCUCCCCCUGAAGUCACAAAUCUUAAUGAGAACUAUUAAGUCCCUGAUAUGGGAAGAGAUUUCACAAAAUGGCUGGUUUUUUUCACUAGUGAAAUAAUUUAAUGUGUUCAAAUUGUAUUAUGUGCUUAAAAUGUACAAUGCAAUCAAAAAACAUCUCCAUUUGUUUGGAUCAUUAAAAGAAUUUUAUCUUAUGUCAAAGCUAAAUGGCAUGUUACAGCAUGUCCCAUGCAUUAUUUCAGCUUUCCAGAUCAAUUUUACCAUUUGAUUCAAAUUCGGUUAUACAAACAGCUAGGUGAAACACUAAUAUUAUAAUCUAUGUAUUCCAUGUAAUGGUAUUACUUGGUAACUUUGAAUUCAUCUCUCCUCUAGCACUAUGACAAGAAACCAAUGUUUUUUGCCAGGAAAUUCGAAGCCAUUGUUGACCAGGAAAUCAUCAACUCAGUGGAUCUCACAUUUCAUGGCCAUCUCUACCCAGGUGAAAGAGAAUGUUUAUUGUUUAUGUCAGAAGGGUGCGGAAGCCCCACUUUGAAUCUCACAACAAGUGUUAAUUUUAGUUCCUCAUACAACCCAACGUUCACAAGUUCACCAACACAAUAAAUAUAAUAAUAAUGAGAUUUGGAAAUGUAAAAAAAAAUAUUUUAAAGCUUAAAUCUAUUCCGGCCAGGUUUUCAGUAAAAUAGUUGAAAAGAAAUGAAUUGACUUUACAACAGCAACUUUUAAAUGCCAACAUAUGUUGUUUUUAAAGAAAAUAUAUAUAUUCUUGAAUUUUAUAAAAACACAAUGUACAUCGUAAUUUAAGUAAAUAAAUAACUAAUCUUUUAAUGUAAGUAUGUGCAUUAAUUGAAAAUUAGAUGACCCUCAGAUUAGAAGGCUGUUUGACCACAGCUAACUCAGAUUUGAAACCGAUGUCAAUAAGUUUUAAAUUAUCAACUGUCUAUUUGUUUAGAAACUUAUUCAUGUUCAAUUUAUUUAUUUAUUAUUUUUUAUUUGAAGUUCUUUUGUGUAACACUUUCAAAACAAGAUAUAAUUUUUUUUGCUGGUAGGCCCCAUAUUGGUUUAUCAACCAUUUCUCUGAAAUAUUCUUUUUUUUUAAUGUAUGUAUGUAUUAAACCAGUGGCUCUCAACCAUUGGCUCUCAACCAGUGGCUCUCAAACUUUUAAAGAUUUCUUGAUGGACUCGCGCUAACAGGUGGUUGCAAAUGGAAUCAGCAAUCUUAAAUCCAUCUUUGCAACAUCGAAAAAGGACUGUGCCAUUUCAAUUCAAAAAUCACUAAAACACAUUUCAUGGAAAACAUGUGUUGCACCCCCAUCACUUAUAAAACCAAUGAACUGUUCUUAAAUUAAAAUUGUCCUCCAAAGGCAGGUAACUAAUGGGAUUUACAAAGGGCUUGUUAAUAAAACUAUAGUGUCAUUCAAAUUCUUAUAGAUCAUGAAAAUAAGGAGAAAUGUCUUCUCUAAGAAUUGAUACAUGCUGUUAAAUCACAAGGAUAUUGUCAUCGAUGUGAUGCAAAGCUCUUUUUCAUCAACGUGUGUGCUUAGCUGUGGAAAUAGGGCAAAGUGCCUCUUCUCUAAAUUCAUAUACCAUAGUUUUAGCUUCAUUUUGAAAGCCGUCAAUGAUUCAUAAUAAUGGAUCACUGAGAUCUCUUGUCCUUGAAGCACUGAGAUAUCUUGUCCUUGUAACACUCAGAUCUCUUGUCCUUGUAACACUGAGAACUCUUGUCCUUGUAGCACUCAGAUCUCUUGUCCUUGUAGCACCAAGAUCUCUUGUCCUUAUUACACUCAGAUCUGUUGUCCUUGUAGCACUCGGAUCUUUUGUCCUUUUAGCACUGAGAUGUCUUGUCCUUGUAACACUGAGAACUCUUGUCCUUGUAGCACUCAGAUCUCUUGUCCUUGUAGCACCAAGAUCUCUUGUCCUUAUUACACUCAGAUCUGUUGUCCUUGUAACACUCAGAUCUCUUGUCCUUGUUACACUCAGAUGUCUUGUCCUUGUAGCACUCAGAUCUCUUGUCCUUGUAACACUAAGAUCUCUUGUCUUUGUAACACUCAGAUCUCUUGUCCUUGUAACACUCAGAUCUCUUGUCUUUGUAACACUCAGAUCUCUUGUCCUUGUAACACUCAGAUCUCUUGUCUUUGUAACACUCAGAUCUCUUGUCCUUGUAGCACUCAGAUCUCUUGUCCUUGUAGCACUCAGAUCUCUUGUCCUUGUAGCACUCAGAUCUCUUAUCCUUGUAACACUCAGAUCUCUUGUUCUUGUAGCACUCAGAUCUCUUGUCCUUGUAACACUCAGAUCGCUUGUCCUUGCAGCACUCAGAUCUCUGGCUCUUGUAACACUCAGAUCUCUUGUCCUUGCAACACUCAGAUCUCUUGUCCUUGUAACACUCAGAUCUCUUGUCUUUGUAACACUCAGAUCUCUUGUCCUUAUAGCACUCAGAUCUCUUGUCUUCUUCUUCUUCUUCUAUAUCUGAAGGGCCCACGAUCAAUUUAUUGAUCAUUUUGGCUCCUAUGCAUGUAGAUGGGAUUUGCAAUGUUUCUGUUCCUGGUGUUGAUGAGGAAAUUUCACAGAUUUCCAGUGCCACUUUGUGAGGGAAUCAUGCACUGGGGGUUUGAAGGCUUGAGGCAAUAGACACAAAUGUGUCUAGUGUUGUCGCCUCAACCGUUCCUUUUGAAAGAUUGUUCCAGUCCCUGAUUGUCUUGGGCAGGAAUGAGCAGCUCCUAUACUGGCUUCUUGCUGGUAUGAGCCUGAAUUGCCUGUCAUGGCCUCGUCGCUGUCUAUGGGGGAGAGGUACGAGUUUCUGUUUAAUACUGGAACAGUGGACCAGCCCAUUAUUUAUCUUGUACAUCAUGGAGAGCCUGGAUUGUCGUCGUCGUUUCUCCAAUGGUGACCAGCCUAGUGUUUCUAGCAUGCUGCCAACACUUGAGGUAUUCCUGUAGCGGUUUAGGACAAAGCGUGCUGCUCGUCGCUGGACCGCCUCCAACCUGUCAAUGCUCUUCUGGGUAAAUGGGUCCCAGACUGAAGAUGCAUAAUCUAAAAUCGGACGGAUAAAGGCUUUAUAUGCUCUUUCUUUCACACAGGAGUUGCCAAUCUUUAGAUUUCGCCUUAAGAACCCUAGGGUCUUGUUUGCUUGGUUACAUACAUUGUUAAUAUGUUCAUCCCAUCGGACCUCUCUUUGAAUGGUAACACCCAGGUACUUUACGGAGGAAACUUGCUCAAGAAUAUGGCCGUGCAGUUUGUAUUGGUAGUGUAGAGGAGUACAACUUCUAGAGAUUGAUAGUGUCUGGCACUUGGCAGGGUGAAAUUCCAUGUCCCAGCUCAUCUCCCACUCAGCUAACAGAUUGAGAUCCUGUUGUAGCUGGUCCUGGUCAGAUCUGUUGGCGAUCGUCCUAUACACUGCUGUGUCAUCUGCAAACAGUCUUGCCUGUGAUGUCAGUUUCUCCGGUAGGUCAUUAAUGUAUGCUAGGAACAAACAGGGGCCCAGGACUGAUCCCUGGGGGACCCCUUGUAGCUCUGAGAUCUCUUGCCCUUGUAGCACUCAGAUCUCUUAAUAAAUUAACCGUUUAAUAGCAAGGAUGUAAGGAAACUGACAGAGAAUUUUGGUGUCUUUCAAAAAUGGCUCCAUCUCUUCACUUGGUAUUAAAACUCUCUUCAAGCCUUUCCCUUUGGAAAGACACCUCAUGUGACAGUGCAAAAAGUGUUUUAAAUACGGAACCACUUUCUUUUCAUAACCCAGAAUACACAUGAGAGUUCAGUGGAUUCUCUUUAAUGAAGUUCACUGCUGUAAUCACUUCAAUGAGAACAUUUAUCCACUCAUCAGGCAUGGUUUUCGCUAUUAAGGCUUGGCAGGGAAUAGUGCAGAGUGUGCCAAUAAUGUUUGGGGAUUUUUGCUCCAAUAAAAUUUUUAAACCAGAACAGAAUUCAAGCAAGGAAUUAUUCCCAUUUGUUACCAUGCGACUCAAAGAAUCUGUCAACUUUAUCAAAUAUUUAUUUUUGUCGUUCUGGUACUGAGCGUUUAGAACAAAAAAACAAUCUCCAGUUGCUUGUUCUAUCCAUGUUGUGUAUAGAUGCCAAGUUGGGCUCAGUUGGUGAUGUCCAUCAUUUCAUCAAGCUGAAUUGCAAAGUAGUUGAAAAUCGAAUUCUGAAUCUUCAAGACCAUCUGCGACAGUAUGUUAUCAGAUAUCUCCUCUGUUCACUGCCUAAAACUUGCUGGACUUUAGAGAAGUGGAUGCCGACACAUCAGAACACAAUAGACACAGUGAUUUCUCUUCCUCACUAGACUUUAUCACAUAAAACCAAAUUUCUUAUAUUAACGUCAUAUCAAAUUAACAUUUUUGGAGUGCAUUAUAAUCUAUUUAAAAAAACUAAUUGUUGAAAUUUUAAUUAUAUUCAGUAACUAAUAUUGUUUAAGUGAACAAGUCUCAACUAGAUUAAAUAGGCCAAUUAAUUAAGAGAACAGAACAUCCAAAAUAUAACAGAAUCAUUUAGAAAAUAAGGAGAAAAUAAUUUUACUAAGGAGAAAAACGGGAGGGAGACGACAGGCUGCUGGCAUAAAGUUUUUAUCUGAUAGAUAGCUACUAACUGAAAUGGCUCCACAGAUUGGUGACACUCCACAAUAUGCGAAAGGUUUCAGGGAACCAAGUGGGCAUAAACAUUUGAUGCACACUCUGCUUGAUUCUGAGAAAGAAGUGUGCCAUAUCACUAACUAUAAUAGCGGUUCUGAGAAUUUAGUGAAUAGUCCAAGUCUCAUGGGAACUAAAUUGGAUUCCUCCACAGGACAUAGCAACCACCGGCAACAAUUGCAAAUAGCCCAAAAUUUGUAUCUAAGUGACCCCUUCACGGUCUCCCUGAAAAUGCUGCACAGUCCCCAGUUUGAGAAACACUGUAUUAAGCCAUUCUGAAAUAACUACUGCAUUUAAUAGUUUAAAUGUUUUGAUAUUUUUAGGCAUUCAAAGCCUGUCGAGUUAUUGGCAAAAUGUCUAUCACCAUUUGGAUAAAGCCACCAAAGUGAAGGAUGCAGCACUGACCAUUUAUGCUUCAAUAGAGCGACUGGCCUCUGCCCAGUUAGCACAGGUAGGCUGAGAGCAAUCUUAUCAAUCUUGGCAAUCUUUAGUUCAAUUGACCUAUUCAAAGUUGAAAAGUAUUCCAUAUUUUUAGUUUGGUCAGAGUUUGUAGAAAAUUAUGUUUUUUGGUAAAUUAGAAAUGGUCGUAAGCCAUGUUUCUUUUUAUUCUUUGAUUCUUAUCUCAAUUGGACUUUUUUUUUUGUGUGUGUCUCAAGAUAUGUGCUUUAUAUAUAUAUAUCAUCAUCAUCACCAUUUGUAACGUAUUAUAAACACAGUUUUAUGUGUUAUGAUGUUGUUACUUGUAGGGUUGUAAUUAUCACUUAUACUAUACUGUGCAUCCACAUUUACAUACGUCCACCUUGUUUAUCCAAAUAAGUACCAGAGGAAUUAGCAUCAUGACUUCUAUUGACUGAUGAAUGGACACACAAUAAAACAAUAUCUCUGUAGAUCAGAGUAAAAUAUAAUCCUUCAUACAACUUAUUCUAUUUCACAAAAUGAGCAUUAAGAUGCUAUAAAUAACUAAAAUGAACAUGGCCAGUGUCAAAUAUAUGAAUCCCUGCCAAAGAUUUAUGACCGUUACGUCUAUCCCAUAAUUCCUUCACUUCCUGUUAUCUCUAUUUAACAAAACAAUACAUUAUUUUUACGGAACAAAAUUGAUAACUAAAUAUUAGAUAUGUGACAAUCAUCAUCAUCAAGUCCCUUAGUCCUUGGACCGUUGGGGCGCCACAGAUGAUAUGUCAACUAUUCUCCUUCUUUCGUCUCUGUCUUCUGCACUGCGCACAGCAGCACCCAGUGUUAGUUCUGUCCACUCUUUGAUGUUAUCCUCCCAUCUUUUUCUUUAUCUUCCUCUUCUUCUCCCUCAUCUUGUGGUGCCCUGCAAUAUUUCUUUGGCAAGCCCUUGUUUCCUUAUGUGGCCGUACCAUUGUAGUUUGCGUUUUUCACAGUCACCAGUAGGUCUUCGUACUCCCCAAUUGCCUGACGAACCCUUUCUUUCACUGUAUCAUUGGAGAUAUGGUCCCUAUAGCAGAUGCCAAAAAUGCUUCUGAAACAUCUCAUCUCCAUCCCCUUUAUUUUCCUUUCAAGAUCUGCUGUUAAUGUCCAGGAUUCGCAGGCAAAAUGGAGAGGACUAAUGAGCGCAUCAGCCUGAUUUUGGUACUGAGGGCUAUAUUUUCCAUAUUUUCUUGAGCCUCUUUAGUGGUGUUGUAGCCUGCGCAAUCCUGGACAUCAGUUCCGGCUUGGAGCCUUCUUCUGAGACUAUUGCUCCUAUAUAUAUAUAUAUAUAUAUUAAACAAUUAUACUUCAUAUAUUUAACAAUUGUACUUAUAUAUUUAACUAUUGUCCUUUAUAUUUUUAACAAUUGUACUUGACAUAUUUAACAAUUGUACUUUAUAUAUUUAACUAUUGUACAUUAUUUUAUCAAAUUUGUAAUGUAUUGUUUUAUUUCACAAAAUUUCUGUCUCCCUCCUUGCCACCAGUCUGCAUCUACUUGUAACCUCAAACCCAUCAAGCUACUAGAAGGGAACAUUUACAAUGAAGGAGAUCACUUACAUGGAUUACUUGUGCUCUUUGCUGCCCAGGUCACGGACACCAGUCGGGUGGUGACCGUUGAGGCCUAUGCUGAACCCAAAUACCAUUACGGUGUUAUCGACAACAAAGGCAAAGCAGCGAGGCUGCUGUCUUUAGAGGUAAAUCAUGAUUGUCUGUGUUUGGAUUGAUACGCACAAAAUAAUUUCCCAUUCUGCCCAUGUUUAUAGGUUUUAAAAUGGAAUGGGUGUCCAGAAGAAAAACUGUUGGCUUAACAGACCUGUUUACUCUUACAAUUUUGGCGUACAAUCUAAGAUUUUGAGGUGUAUAAAUUAUAUAAUAUUUCAUUUUUUAAUAUAAAUAUAAGGUAUUGAAAAACUAUGUGAUGAUAUUGUACGAUGUUAAGAGUUUGAGGUAAACAGGUCUGGCUUGAGCACACUUUUAAACGUUAAAAAGUUGAUGUUGGAAAUUCUUGUGAAAUAAAAUGGUAGAAAUAUAAAUUAUAUAUAGAAUAAAGCAAAUAUUAAAUGUUACAGUUAUUGUUACAUCAUUGAAAUGUGACAUGUUUAACUCUGCAGGUGGGAACAGACUUUGAUGUGAAGGAACUACUGUUCCGUAACUACGGCAACCUCAUGGGGCCCUAUGAUGAGAUCACCCUCCGUCACACAUGGGGUCCCGGGACCGAGUUUACUGUCUCCGUAGCCUGGGUGGAUCCCACCAAUGACAUAGCGGCAUCCUAUGACGUACACAUACCAUCCACCUACCACGUGGGCAACCAAAAGCCGCUACUGAACAGGCCACUGAGGCCAGGCGUUUGGAAAGCUUGCGUCAUGAUUGACCUGAAGCUGGUCGCCCAGACCCAGUUUCUGGUCACACCCUUGACUUUUUACAACAACAAGCCCAUCUCAGUGUCUGAACUCUAUCGCACACAUCAAGGACCGCUGGGUCUGUACACGUCCACAGACUUCUCAGAGUUUAAAACAAACCUGCACAUUGUGGAGGACGGGAAGCUGAGCCAAGAAUAUGCCAUCAACAGUAAAAAAACUGGGACAGACCUGGAUCAGUGGGUGGACUCUCUUACCAACUUCUUUUGGGUGGUCCAGAGCAGCUGUUUUAUUGAAGCGUUUGAGGGUUGUCCCUCGACCAGCUUGUGCAAGUCAGCAACAUGGAGUUCCCGAUACGCAGAUCCCAAAUCGGACCCCAGGUAUAUAGGUGAAAAAAUCCCAGUUGUGAGCUGA